Messenger RNA from Condylura cristata (star-nosed mole), 1260 nucleotides. It is a transcript of the gene WARS2, whose product is annotated as tryptophanyl tRNA synthetase 2, mitochondrial. Gene Ontology annotation, molecular function: ATP binding; tryptophan-tRNA ligase activity. The record is from RefSeq and is a predicted model, not a curated record. Bases 1 to 1083 code for a protein of 360 amino acids. Gene Ontology annotation, biological process: mitochondrial tryptophanyl-tRNA aminoacylation. NCBI's taxonomy places the organism in Eukaryota, Metazoa, Chordata, Mammalia, Eulipotyphla, Talpidae. Gene Ontology annotation, cellular component: mitochondrion; mitochondrial matrix. The transcript has 6 exons.
AUGGCGCUGCACGCAAUACGGAAGGCGCGUGGGUGCUGGCCCUUCAUCCGGGCACUUCACCGAGGACCCGAAGCGGCUCCCGCUCCCCAGAAAGACGCUGGGACGCGCGUGUUCUCCGGCAUCCAGCCCACGGGGAUCCCUCACCUGGGCAAUUACCUGGGCGCCAUCGAGAGCUGGGUGAGGUUACAGGAGGAGCACCGCUCUGUGCUGUACAGCAUCGUCGACUUACACUCCAUCACCGUCCCCCAGGACCCCGCCGUCCUCCGCCAGAGCGUCCUGGACAUGACUGCUGCCCUCCUCGCCUGUGGCAUAGACCCACAGAAGAGCAUCCUCUUCCAGCAGUCACAGGUUUCCGAACACACCCAGCUAAGCUGGAUCCUCACCUGCCUGGUCAGACUGCCGCGAUUACAACAUUUACACCAGUGGAAGGCGAAGACUGCCAAGCAGAAGCAGGAUGGCACCAUGGGCCUGCUCAUGUACCCCGUUCUCCAGGCUGCUGACGUUCUAUUGUACAAGUCCACACACGUUCCUGUCGGGGAGGACCAAGUCCAGCACAUGGAACUGGUUCAGGACCUGGCCCGAGGGUUUAACAAGAAGUAUGGACACUUCUUCCCGGUGCCCACCUCCCUGCUCACCUCGACGAAGAAGGUGAAAUCCCUCCGUGAUCCUUCUGCCAAAAUGUCGAAAUCGGACUCUGACAAACUGGCCACCGUCAAGAUCACCGACAGCCCUGAGGAGAUCGUGGAGAAAUUCCGGAAGGCGGUGACGGACUGCACGUCAGAGGUCACCUACGACCCGGCACGGCGGGCAGGCGUGUCCAACCUGGUGUCCGUCCACGCGGCAGUGACCGGCCUCGCGGUACAGGAGGUGGUGAAGCGCAGCGCCGGGCUGGACACUGCGCGCUACAAGCUGGCCGUGGCGGACGCCGUGAUUGCAAAAUUUGCACCAAUUAAGAGCGAAAUUGAAAAACUGAAGAUGGACAGGGACUACUUAGAGAAAGUCCUCCAGGCCGGGUCAGCGAAAGCCCAAGAACUGGCAUAUCCCGUGUGCCAGGAGGUGAAGAAAUUGGUGGGGUUUCUGUAGGAAGUUUCAAGGGAUCCCGAAAAGGCUCUUACGUUUGGUGACUUGUCGGGGCAGGACAAAGGCAUCAUUUCCCCCGAGCAGACCAGCCAGGUUGGGCACAUUUAUCUGGUGAGGGUUGUGUGGGAUGAAUGUUUUGUCCCUUUCAAACGGACAUCAAUAAAAUGCUGUCACCCCAAA